GAAAAGACUGAAAGACAAACCUGGGUGCAGCCUGAAAGGUCCAGAUAGAUGAGCUUGUGGCAACCAUUCCCUAAAUUCAGGGAUUCCACAUACCCCAGCUGAGCCUCAUUGUUCCUGAACUGCAUUGGUUAAAAUUACCCAAACUUGGAUUUCAUAGGAAUACUUUUAUUGUUGCAUCUGUCACACCAAGUAAUUGGGGCCAGCUGGAUGACAGGAUGCGCGUGGUUACCAUUGUGAUUCUUCUCUGCUUUUGCAAAGCUGCUGAGCUGCGCAAAGCAAGCCCUGGGGGUGUGAGAAGCCGAGAGAAUCAUGGCCGGGUGGGUGGAGGCCGAAGAGGCUCUAACCCAGUCAAACGCUAUGCUCCAGGCCUCCCCUGUGACAUGUACAUGUAUCUCCAUGAGAAAUACUUAGAUUGUCAAGAAAGAAAAUUACUUUAUGUGCUGCCAGGCUGGCCUGAGGAUUUGCUGCACAUGCUAUUAGCAAGAAACAAGAUCCGCAUAUUGAAGAACAACAUGUUUUCCAAGUUUAAAAAGCUGAAAAGCCUGGAUCUACAACAGAAUGAGAUUUCCAAAAUUGAGAGUGAGGCAUUUUUUGGUUUAAACAGACUUACCACACUCUUACUGCAGCAUAACCAGAUCAAAGUCUUGACAGAGGAGGUGUUCAUUUACACGCCUCUCCUGAGCUACCUGCGUCUUUAUGACAACCCCUGGAGCUGUACUUGUGAGAUAGAAACCCUGGUUUCCAUGUUGCAGAUUCCAAGAAACCGGAAUUUGGGGAGCUAUGCCAAGUGUGAAAGCCCAGAAGAACUAAAAAAUAAAAAAUUGCGGCAGAUAAAAUCUGAACAGUUAUGUAAUGAGGAAGAAAAGGAAGAAUUGGACCCGAGACCCCAAGUGUCAGGCAGAGCCCCAGUCAUCAAGCCUGAGGUAGAUUCAACUCUUUGCUACAAUUACGUGUUUCCCAUACAAACACUGGACUGCAAAAGGAAAGAGCUGAAGAAAGUUCCAAACAACAUCCCUCCAGAUAUUGUUAAACUUGACUUGUCAUACAAUAAAAUCAAGCAACUUCGACCCAAGGAAUUUGAAGAUGUUCAUGAGCUAAAGAAAUUAAUCCUCAGCAGCAAUGGCAUUGAAUUCAUAGAUCCUGCUGCUUUUUUAGGGCUCACACAUUUAGAAGAGUUAGAUUUAUCAAACAACAGUCUGCAAAACUUUGACUAUGGAGUAUUAGAAGACUUGUAUUUUUUGAAACUCUUAUGGCUCAGAGAUAACCCUUGGAGAUGUGACUACAACAUCCACUACCUCUACUACUGGUUAAAGCACCACUACAAUGUCCAUUAUAAUGGUCUGGAGUGCAAAAUGCCUGAAGAAUACAAAGGGUGGUCUGUGGGAAAAUAUGUUCGGAGUUACUACGAAGAAUGCCCCAAAGACAAGUUACCAGCGUACCCUGAGACUUUUGACCAAGAUGCAGAAGAUGAUGAAUGGGAAAAAAUACAUAGAGAUCACACGACAAAGAAGCAAAGUGUGAGGAUCACUAUAGUGGGAUAACUUAGAAAUUGUUCUGGUUGUAACUAGUUUUGUAUUUGCUGUACUGGCGUCAAAAACUAUGUUUACAUUUUGAUUAACUGUGUUGCCUAUUUAUGCAGGGUUAUCCAGCUAAAGGAAGCUUUCUUUAAGUAUUAUAAUAAUAAUUAUUAUUAUUGUGACAAUAUUAUAGUAAUCAAGGGAAUACUCUCAUCCUGCUUGCCUGUAUAUUCGCAGAGCAGCCUUUGGUGAUACAAGAUUCCACACCAGUGACCCACAGGAGGUGAGUCCUAAUGAUGGCAUUAGAAUUUCAUAAUGUCCUGUAUAAAUGUUUUUACUGCUUUUUGAAAAUAAAAAAAUAAAAACUUGAUUCAUUUUUA
This is a messenger RNA of Galeopterus variegatus (Sunda flying lemur), 1897 nucleotides long. RefSeq names its product leucine rich repeat containing 17 (gene LRRC17). NCBI's taxonomy places the organism in Eukaryota, Metazoa, Chordata, Mammalia, Dermoptera, Cynocephalidae. Gene Ontology annotation, molecular function: protein binding. The transcript is spliced from 4 exons. The record is from RefSeq and is a predicted model, not a curated record. The coding region runs from base 216 to 1541 and encodes 441 amino acids.